Molecule: messenger RNA, 1029 nt
Organism: Mycotypha africana
Lineage: Eukaryota; Fungi; Mucoromycota; Mucoromycetes; Mucorales; Mycotyphaceae
Exons: 1
Coding region: 1-1029 (342 amino acids)
Source: RefSeq, a predicted model, not a curated record
AUGCUCAUCGAUAAGAACGACGCCGACAGUACCUUCAAGCUAUGGUCGCCUCCAACGUUUGAUUGGUCUACAGAUUCCUUCUCCACUGAUCUUUUCCGUGAGCUUGAUAAAACGAGACAUGAUCUAUUUACAAACAGUAAUAGCAUAGAUGGCAAAGAAGAAUCAUUGAGACUGCACCAAAACGAUAUGGCCAUAAAUAACAAUAUGUUACGUGACAGUUUACAGACUUCAUCCAUUCGCACAUCGUCUCAACUUACCGCAACAACAACCCAUACCGGUGCUUCCGCCGAAGAGAGCGUUUCCGUCCGAGAAGUGGAAGCUGACGAGAAGGUUGAGAAGGAAAAGGAGAAGAAGAAGGAGGAGGAGGAGGAGGAGGAGGAUGGGGGAAAGGGAGCGGAAAAAGUAGAAGAAAUUUCCAAGGCUGUCCAUCAGCAACAACAACGGCUUCAACAAGACUCUGGCGUUGCAUUAGAAAAGAAUGAUAAUGAUGCUGCAAAGAAGGAGGCUUUUCCUCCAUCUUCCAAUGCUCCUGUAACUGCAUUCAUGGACAAUCAUGACCCAACCUUAGAAUCAACAGCACUCGUAGAAGAGCGGGCACUUCAAUAUCACAGCGCUGACGAAAUUGGCAAGAUUGUUUCUAAACAGUACCCACCCAAGCCCUUGCAGUAUUCGCCUGUCAACGAUUUACCAUCUUCCACAAUGACUACGGCAGCGGAGACGACCCAUUUUAAUAUUCGAAAGUCUAUAUCCCUGAGUAGGAAAAAAAGUAACCAUCACCCUUCUACAGCUAUUUCACCUCACCCUGCAGCAGCAAAAGAUACUGUCACGGCGCAUACGGCCGUUGACAUAGGUGAGAAGAGUUCAGAUACUACGUCGCCCUUACAAAGAGUAAUUACAAAUCACAAUAAUGCUUCCCCAACCAUUGCCAUGACCACCUCUUCACCUUUUCCCGCGCAAGAGAGUCCAGCUGCUUCAGCUAAUAAAAAGCGCAAGCGUCGCUUCUUUUUAUCUUUUCUCUUAUGUUAUUAA